AUGCAGUGCACGACCUUAGCGGCGGUGCGCAAUGGCCCCGAGGAGCUGGGGAGCGACUCCUCGGGGCCGCACGAAGCCCGGUUUCGAGCCGAGCUGGAGACGCUGCGGGAGCAGCUGCUGCGGCGCAGCCCGUGCGUGGCGGCGCCCGCCCUGGACGCCUUCGUGGAGCGGGUGCUGGAGGCCGGACGGCUGGGGCGCGCCGCGCUCGCCAACGCCUCGGAGCCCGCCUGGGACUUUGCCUCGGCUCUCUUCUACGCCAGCACGCUGGUCACCACCGUGGGGUACGGGUACACGACGCCACUGACUGACGCGGGCAAGGCAUUCUCCAUUGCCUUUGCACUCCUGGGCGUGCCGACCACCAUGCUGCUGCUGACCGCCUCGGCCCAGCGCCUGUCGCUGCUGCUGACCCACACACCCCUGUCUUGGCUGAGGGUGCGCUGGGGCUGGGACCCCCGGCGGGCAGGCCGCUGGCACUUGGUGGCCCUGCUGGGGGUUGUAGUGACUGUCUGCUUCCUGGUGCCGGCUGUGGUCUUUGCCCACCUCGAGGAAUCCUGGAGCUUCCUGGAUGCUUUCUACUUCUGCUUCAUCUCUCUGUCCACCAUCGGCCUGGGUGACUACGUGCCCGGGGAGGCCCCCGGCCAGCCCUACCGGGCCCUCUAUAAGGUGCUAGUCACAGUCUACCUCUUCCUGGGACUGGUCGCCAUGGUGCUGGUACUGCAGACUUUCCGCCACGUGUCCGACCUUCACGGCCUCACAGAGCUCAUCCUGCUUCCUGCUCCGGGCCCUGCCAGCUUCAAUGAGGAUGAAGACGAUCAGGCGGACAUUCUGGGCCCCCAGCUGGAGCCACGCCAGCAGCUCUCUGCCACCUCCCAUGCCAACUAUGCCUCCAUUCCCAGGUAGCUGGGGCAGGUACUGCAAGGCUGGAUGGAGCCGGCCUGGAGCUGAGAGCCCUGUGACUACAGCUGACCAUACAAGAAUGUCCAGAAGCACACGCACACACAUUCACGAGGCAUUGCCGCCAACUGACCAUCCUUUUUACAGCCCCCAGCUGGCAUUCCAAGUCCUGAGACCCACUGGCUGCCAAAAUCACCCUGAUCUCCUUCCCUUUCCCUUAUUUCCCCUCGUACUCUGUGUCUCUCUGGCUUUCUCACUGCCUCUGUCGUUCCCUCUUACUGUGUUUUUCAUUCUCUAACCCAUUCCAUUUGUCUCUCUCACUCAACCAUCCAUCCAUCAAUUGCUUACUCUACCAGGCUCUAGGCUCAGGCCUCAUUUCAGGCACUAGCAUAGUCACUACACGUUGGACGAGUGACUGUCCCUCUCUGAGCCUUGAUUUCCUCAACUGUCAAAUGGAAAGAGUAUUCACUCAUCCAAAAAUUCCUCCAGGUUAAAGCAUGGUGCUCAUAACACCAAGGUCCAGGGUUUGAUCCCUAUACCAGCCAGCUGCCCCCAAACAAAAUGAAACAAAACAAAAACCCCCAAAAUUCCUCCUCUGGGCUGGCCUUGUGUUACACAGUGCCAGAGACACAGUAGCUGUGGAGAAGGGCCUUGGCCCUGCUUUCAUGGGGCUCACAGUC
Molecule: messenger RNA, 1574 nt
Organism: Galeopterus variegatus (Sunda flying lemur)
Lineage: Eukaryota; Metazoa; Chordata; Mammalia; Dermoptera; Cynocephalidae
Gene: KCNK6
Product: potassium channel, subfamily K, member 6
Exons: 4
Coding region: 1-900 (299 amino acids)
Biological process (GO): stabilization of membrane potential; potassium ion transmembrane transport
Cellular component (GO): membrane
Molecular function (GO): potassium ion leak channel activity
Source: RefSeq, a predicted model, not a curated record